CGCGUGCUCGUCGCUGUGCGGUCAUGUAUUGUACUUCCCAACCAACUUCAGCACAGUGAGUAAACUAAUUCAGAUUUUGAGAGGAAAUCACGGACAUCGAUUUCUUUUAAAGUGGUGAAGCCAAUUCUGGAAGUAUGGACGAUUUAGACGCUUUGUUGGCGGACCUGGAAUCCACGACGUCCCACAUCUCCAAGCAUCCUGUGUUCCUGUCUGAGGAGACCCCCUACUCCUUCCCCACUGGAGGGAACUCCUACCAGGAUGUGUCAGUCCCUCCCCCGGUGCCACCCCCUCCCUCGGCUGAGGCUCUGAAUGGCUCUGUGAUAGACUCCCUGGACUCCCACCACUCCUCCCAACAGUCCUUGGGUUCAGCUCCGAAGAGCUUAUGGUCCAGGGACAGUAGCAGCCCGCCCCUGUCCCACAUUGAAGAGGACCACGUGUACAGUUUCCCCAACAAACAGAAGUCUGCUGACCAGUCUGCGGCUGCUAUGAGCUCAGCUCUGGGCAGUAACCUGUCAGAGCUGGACAGGCUGCUCCUGGAGCUCAAUGCUGUCCAGCAGAACUCUCCCUCCUUCCCCACCACAGAGGAAACAGCCCCACCCCUGCCGUCCUGCAGCAUAACCCACUAUGUGCAGGAGAACGGGGCUCCCCCUGACCUCAUGGUGAGCCCUCCGUCUCAGGAGAAGACCAAACGGAACGGGAGGCAGGCGGUGGAGGAGGGCCGGCCCACUGUGGAGAGUCUGCUGGAUGAGCUGGAGGGCUCUGUACCCACUCCCAGCCCCUCUGUCCUUCACAAUGAGUUGGACUCUUCCUCUCAGCAGCAGGCCAGAAUGUCAGCUUCCUGUGCCACACGCGAACUUGAUGAGCUCAUGGCCUCCCUUUCCGACUUCAAGCCUGUCCUCGGCUCCUUGGGGUCUAUGAACUCUGACCUUCAGCUUGAUCAGGCAGGAACCUCCCCCAGCAUCAUUCUGGAGGUCCAUCCUCCUCCACGUACCUGCUCCUCCCUUGCUGCAGCUGCCCCCACCUCCCUCUCACCCUCUCAACCUGCCUGUGACUCUCCUCUUUUCUCUCUACCUGCAUGGGAGCUGCACAUAGAGGAGGAAAGUGGGGACUCAGGGGGGGCAGUGUCCCCUCCACAUCCCUCAUUAUCAAGCCCUCCCCCAGCUACUGUAACAUCCCAGAGCCCUCUGUCAUUUGCAGAGAGUGACCCAGAACCAAAAGUUGUCAUCGACGUCUCUGCGACCAUCCUGUCGUCUCAUCAGAAGUCUCUGGUAGCCCUCAACCACUCCAACCCUUCACUUAGCACAUACCCAAGUCCUCCUAAUGCUGCUAAAUCAUCACUGAACUCAGCCAGUGUCACCCUGGACAAUAUCCCCUUAAAAUCCCAUAGUUCAUUUCUAGAACUUGGUACUACUCCCCCUACUGUUACCAAGAGCACCAGUCCCCUGACUGACAUGGAUCUAUGUUUCUCUACUCCAACCACUACUGAGAGUCUUAGUCCUGUUCCUGUCUCUACCUCCAAGACUCCUUCACCUCUCCAUGCUUCUGUCACCAAGACUCCUUCACCUUUCCAUGUUUCUGUCACCAGGAGUCCUCCUCUCACUGCUUCUAAAGCCCCCUCACCAUCUCUGGUCACUUCUCCCAAGUCUCCCUCUCCCCCAGCUCUCACCAGCCCCACGAUCUCCAGGAGAGUUCUGGAGCCAGUCCCUGCAGCUGAGCCCUCUCUGGAUGAAGCCCUGGAUAAGCUGCUGGCCAUGAGUUUCACCAAGAUGGAGAACGAUAGAGUCCCUACUGACACACUGCAGCUGAAGGGGGAGGCACCUCAGCUGAAGAGGGAAGUGGUGCAGGAGGUACAUGAGGAGGUCAUCAUGCCCUUAGACAGAAGGGAGGUUCAGCCAGACACUACCGGGUGUACCCGGGAUGGGGCAAGUACCCGUGAGGAGACAAUUACCCGGGAUGGGGCAAGUACCCGUGAGGGGACAAUUACCCGGGAUGGGUCAGUAAUGAGUGGACACAUAGAUGGGUACAGGGAGCUCAUGGACUGGGCUGAUGUGGAGCUGAACAUGUGUCUCCAAGAUGGACUGGAUGGUAGUAUGACUCCUUAUACAGAGAGACCUUAUACAGAUGGGAGCAUGACCCCGAUGACUGAGGCCAGCUGGAUGGAUGAGUCCCUGGAUGGCUCCUCCUGCCCUGGAACUCCUGAUGCUGCCAUGGACCUACCUCUGCUGCAGCCUGCCACCAUGGACAGGGUCUCUGCAUCUGGACAUCUUAAGUCUGUGAUAAGGCGCACCAAGGAGACCCCCAAUGUGCACCCCAUGUACCGAGAGGGUCACCCCCGGAGGGGGCGGAUGGGCCCUAUCAUCGUCAACAAGAGCAGCUCACAGGACCGCCUCAUAGAGGAGCUGCAGGGGAAGCUGGGGAUUGGCCGAUUGGCUGACCGCCGGCGCAAGCAGCCGGACGAUUGGCUCACUGAGGGCGUCAUCGUCAUGUCCAAGCCACAGCGUUUCCGUGGCGAUGGGGCUGCGAAUGAGGUGGACAAGAUCAUGGCCCAGGGGAAAGGUAGCCCUGGAGGCCCCCCAACACAGGUCAACAAGCUGGACAACAUGCUCGGCAGUCUGCAGUCUGACCUCCAUAAACUGGGUGUGCAGACUGUGGCCAAGGGAGUGUGCGGGGCAUGUUGUAAACCCAUCGUGGGACAGGUGGUUACUGCCAUGGGGCGCACAUGGCACCCAGAGCACUUUGUGUGUAGCCACUGUCAGGAGGAGAUAGGUUCCAGAAACUUCUUUGAGCGUGAUGGAGCGCCCUACUGUGAGAUGGACUACCACAACCUGUUCUCCCCACGCUGCCACUACUGUAACGGCCCUAUACUGGAUAAAGUUGUGACUGCGUUGGACAAGACAUGGCAUCCUGAACACUUCUUCUGUGCUCAGUGUGGAUCAUUCUUUGGCCCAGAAGGCUUCCAUGAGAAGGAUGGGAAGGCGUACUGUAGGAAGGACUACUUUGACAUGUUUGCACCGAAAUGUGGCGGCUGUGCCCGAGCCAUUCUGGAGAACUACAUCUCUGCGCUAAACUCCCUUUGGCAUCCAGAGUGCUUUGUCUGCAGGGAGUGCUUCACCCCAUUUGUGAAUGGGAGUUUCUUUGAGCAUGAUGGGCAGCCCUACUGUGAGGUGCACUACCACGAGCAGCGAGGCUCCCUCUGCUCGGGUUGUCAGAAGCCCAUCACCGGCCGCUGCAUCACAGCCAUGGGCAGGAAGUUCCACCCGGAGCACUUUGUUUGUGCCUUCUGCCUCAAGCAGCUCAACAAGGGCACCUUCAAGGAUCAGAACGACAAGCCCUACUGCCAGGGCUGCUUUGUGAAGCUCUUCAGUUAGGGAGUGUGUGUGGCUCACAAGCUUGUAUCAGAAAGUGUCUGUGUAGCUCUGGUAGUGUGUGCAAAUCAGAUUGUGUGUGUUUGAAUUGUUUUAGAGGGAUGUCUUUAUACUGAUGGUGUGAAUGGUGUGUGUGUUUCAGGUAGUAUGUGUGUGAGAUUCCAGCAUUCUCUUGUUGGCCCUUGAAGUGUAAUGGACAAUUGGAUCAGGUCUCUGCCUGUACGCUUUCCGUGAUGCUCAGAAUAGUGUGAUUUCAAACCCAAAUAGUUUUGCUUUGCUUUUGUAGUCCGGGUAAAUGCUUACUGAACACUGUAAGAACACAUGGGAUGCGUAUAUGGAAGUGUUUUGAGGUUGCUGCUCACUGGUUGAGUGUCUCUUGAAAACCAUUUGAAAUGUGACAUGUUACUAGAUCAGGGAGAUGUUGACCUGUCUUUUUUUUAUCAGCUGAGGCCUUUUUUCAACUGCUAAAGCAAAGGCCUCGGUGAGAGUUCUUUAAUUUGCUGCCUGAGUAACAGAGAACAGAUGCAUAUAAUGAUGUCAUUGUAGCUUUGACUGGAAAUAGGCUAUGGGUCAGUCAUUAUUUUAGUACUUGUGAAGCACAUGGUCGUGUCAUCAGACCCUUGUGGACUCAUUUUCACACACACGGCCUUGUGACACACAAUCAUUAACACCUCCACACAAGCAUUUGGUGUUUGACAAACAUAUGAAUGCUGACAUGUUACAAUUUAGAUUUAAUGUAUAUUGGAAUGUUUGUAUAAAAUGUAUGUGAAAAAGAUUAAUUUACCACAAAUAAUAUUUGACUCCCUCUGUUUGGGAAAUUGGAGUCACAUAUAACGCCAAAUGGGGAGAUGGAUAAUGUUACUUUGUCACCUUCUCCACUGCCCACUCAGUCCUUUAGAGCUUAACCGUUAGUUGGACUGGUUUGGACUUUCCUUUAUGUUCAGAAAGAUCUGAUGCAGCAUAAAAGAGUAUGCCACUAUAAACAAUUGAAUUGAUUCUGCAUACAGGAAACAGUUGCAUUUUACUGUGAGAAUACUGUAUACAAAGCGCUGGUCAGUUAAGUUUGAAUAACCACUCAUUAAGAGAAAUCCUCUUAGAAAUUUCAAAGCAGAGAUGCUUUUCUAUUUUUCAAGAUCUGUGAAGUUACUGUGCAUUGAGUUUGACUUUUUGUAAAAUAAAUAGAAUACUGCACAAGGCCCCUUAUGUAUGUACACACAGAUUCUAUGCGAACAAUACUGUGUGCAGCUGCAAACCUUUAACUCAACAACCCUCUUGACUCUAUCCAAGUGAUGCUUUCAAGGAAUAUGCCUAUCUAUUUUCUGUACCAAUAUAUCAAUGCAAUGUCUUUUACACUGGGGAGACCAGCAAGGAAUCCUACUGUUUAUAGACUGGGAGUCCUGGACUAUCUCUUCAGAUUUCUGUCAGUGUGAGUCCACUGGAUAAUGUGUGUUGAUAUUGGUCUGAGAGUGUGCACUGUGCAGGAUCUACUGUACACCAGUUGUGUUUGCGGACUUGUAUUCUUAUCCAUCACAAAAUUGUAUUGGGUCUGUAUCUUGUUCAGGGAUUUACACCCAGAGCUUGUAAAUCUCUGUUCAUUGUUUUAUUUAAAUCAUUCUCUAUUUGUCUACUCAGAAUCAUUGUAGUUGGCAGUUAUUUAACCAAAGUGACUUUUUUAAUUGAAAUUGUGUCCCUUGUCACCUUUUCAUUUGAUAUGUCAUAGUGCUGAAUAAUGAGCCAACUCAUUUCAUGGGUAGAUUUUUGUUGUUGUAUAGCCUAAGUGUAUAGUGUUUGUGAUAAAGUUUUCCUUUGGCGAAACAAAGGCAAUUUCUCCCUGGCCUUGACAUGAGAAACACUCUAUUCACACCACUUUGAUACAGCUAUGACCAGAAGUGACUUUCCGUAGCAGGUUAGGAAAAGGGUUAGGGAAAAUGCUCUCCUAACCUGCUAUGAAAGCCACUUCUGGUUGUUGCUGUAUCGAAAUGGCAUGGAAAGAGUGUCUGGUGGAGUGAAAUUAUACAGGUGGUGGCUCUUUUGAUGGCCCUUGCUAUAAUUAUUCUUUGGGACGUCCCAACUCUGACGUUAACCAUUUUACAUUUCAUCUUCAAUGGGGUAAGGCUUG
Oncorhynchus gorbuscha (pink salmon) is the source of this 5484-nucleotide messenger RNA. Its product is annotated as paxillin-like. Gene Ontology annotation, biological process: substrate adhesion-dependent cell spreading; transforming growth factor beta receptor signaling pathway; endothelial cell migration. The transcript has 13 exons. The coding region runs from base 135 to 3368 and encodes 1077 amino acids. The record is from RefSeq and is a predicted model, not a curated record. Lineage: Eukaryota; Metazoa; Chordata; Actinopteri; Salmoniformes; Salmonidae.